Zingiber officinale is the source of this 1006-nucleotide messenger RNA. RefSeq names its product chitinase 2-like. The record is from RefSeq and is a predicted model, not a curated record. Gene Ontology annotation, biological process: carbohydrate metabolic process. NCBI's taxonomy places the organism in Eukaryota, Viridiplantae, Streptophyta, Magnoliopsida, Zingiberales, Zingiberaceae. The coding region runs from base 1 to 927 and encodes 308 amino acids. Gene Ontology annotation, molecular function: hydrolase activity, hydrolyzing O-glycosyl compounds. The transcript has a single exon.
AUGGCGUCGUCGUACUCCUCUCAUGCUUUCUUCUUCGACAUUGCACUCCUCUUGCUUUCACUCGCAUCUGCUCCUUCGGCCUCCAAUGCCAACCUCUUCCGCGAGUACAUCGGCGCCGACUCCAGCAACGUCUCCCUCUCCGACGUGCCGAUAAACCCCGGCGUCGAGUUCCACUUCAUCCUAUCCUUCGCCGUCGACUUCAACCUCUCGGCCCCGCACUUCCCCACCGACGGCGUCUUCGCCCCCGCGUGGGACACCGCCCGCAUCACCCCUGCCCACGUGGCAGCCUUCAAGCGCCGCCACCCCAACGCCAAGGUCGCCCUCAGCCUCGGAGGCGACACCCUCGGCGACAUCGCCGUCUACUUCGUCCCCUUCUCCGUCGACACGUGGGUGGGCAACGCCCUCGCCUCGCUGACGCGCAUAAUCCAACAGUACCACCUCGACGGCGUCGACAUCGACUACGAGCACUUCGUGGCAGACCCGGAGACGUUCGCGGAGUGCAUUGGGCGGCUGCUGGCGGCGCUGAAGGCCGGCGGCGCAAUCUCCUUCGCCUCCAUCGCGCCCUUCGAGGACGACGACGUGCAGCGCCAUUACGCGGCACUGUGGAGGCGGCACGCCCACUUGAUCGAUUACGUCAACUUCCAGUUCUACGCGUACAGCGGCAACACGACGGUGGCGCAGUUCCUGCGCCACUUCGACGAGCAGAGCCGCAACUACGCCGGUGGGAAGGUGCUGGUCAGCUUCGCCACCGACGACGAGGGAGCAGACGGCGGGCUGUCGCCGGAGCGAGGGUUCUUCAACGCGUCGAGGAUUCUGAAGGGGGAAGGGAGGCUCGAUGGGAUAUUUGUUUGGUCUGCCGAUGACUCCAAGAGAACUGACUUUCGGUACGAGGUGCAGUCGCAGGACUUGUUAACGGGCAAAUAUUAAACGUCGAAGCAAAUACUAGAUUCUAUACGUUGGGUUGGAUCUUCCAAAAUCUAAAACACCUAAUAGAAUGAUGCUCAAG